CAGCGCCAAAAUGGCGGCGGCGGCGCCUCAGGGGCGGCUCGGCGCCCGCCUCAGCUGAGAGCGCCAAGAUGGCGGCGCUGCGGCAGGGGGACUUCGCCGCCCUGCAGAGCCUGCUGAAGGCGCCGUCGAAGGACGCCGUGCGGCAGCUGUGCCGGCAGUGUUUCUCCAGCCCGCCUGCCGGCCUCGGCCCGCUGGCGCAGCGCGCCUGCCUCGACCUCACCGCCGGCCCCGAGGAAGCGGAGCAGCUGGUAUCCGCUUUGCACAGCCUCACCAGGCAUGUCGUGUACCAUGGCUUGACGAGGGCAGAAGAUAUCCUCUCUCUCUUUCCAGAAAACUUCCACCAAAAUCUGAAAAACCUUUUGACUAAGAUAAUCUUGGAGAAUAUCUCUGCUUGGAGGAAUGAAGCACAAGCAAGUCAGAUCUCCCUGCCUCGGCUGGUCGACAUGGACUGGAGGGUGGACAUCAAGACGUCUUCAGACAGCAUCAGCAGAAUGGCAGUCCCUACUUGCCUGCUCCAGUUAAAGAUUCAGGAAGAUGUUGCCUUAUGUGGAAAUAGUCCUGUUGUUUCUGCACUGACUGUGGAACUGAGCAAAGAAACCCUGGACACUAUGUUAGAAGGUCUAGGAAGGAUCCGGGACCAACUUUCUGCUGUUGCAAACAAAUGAAUACGCCAGGGCAUGGAUUCCAGCAGCAAGGAAGGGAAGUAUUCUCUACCUACAGCUCUCAUAAGUUGCAGCCUAGUGUAACAUGUUUUCUGUUUUAACAAAACAAAAUUAAAGAUAUUUCUUUACUGAGUUAGUAAGAUAGCUUUUGAAAAGCUGACACUUAAAACAUUCCUUUGGUCUGAUACCAAAAAGUGUUUUCCUACUAUGUUGUUGAAUAAAAGCUGGUGUCCAUUUCAGAAAAGCACUUGAGGGCUCAGAGCUUGGCUUAAUCACAAGGGUCAUAACUGGAAAUAGCAAAUAGCUGCAGCCAAUGAAGUAAGUACUAUCUCUCUGCCCUGAAAUUAGGAUCUAAAAGGCUCAAGCUGGUUAAUGGGCUGCCUUCCAGCAUUAGCAGACAAGGAGGGUGCUUCUCUCUGGAAUGUGCAUGUACUGAGGUGCAUGCUGGAUGUAGCACUGUCUCCCUCUCAAUGAAGCACAGCCAUGCUGCAGAUUGUUAUUACAGGAUAAUGCUUUGAAAUAGGGCAAUUAUGCUACAACGCAUUCCCUUCUGAUCAGCUUCAUAGCACCAUUUACAAAAUGACUAGCCUGAACAUCUUUAGCAGCAAGUAAUUUCCUCCUCCUCUUUGAAAAAAGGAGUUCAGAUAAUUCAUGUUUGGGUUUAUUGUACUCUGGGCUUUGCCUUCCCUGCACAAAAACCCGUCCGGGACAGUAAAGAAUUGAUGGCCAUUGUCUAUACUGUAGAAAACCCUUCUGUGGCAAUAUGUGCCUAUACUUCCCCAAAGUGUUCUGUUGUUUGUUUGUAUAAAUCUUCAUUUGGUUAAAAAACAAACUGCUAA
This is a messenger RNA of Haliaeetus leucocephalus (bald eagle), 1501 nucleotides long. It is a transcript of the gene COMMD9, whose product is annotated as COMM domain containing 9. The record is from RefSeq and is a predicted model, not a curated record. The transcript has 6 exons. The coding region runs from base 69 to 665 and encodes 198 amino acids. Lineage: Eukaryota; Metazoa; Chordata; Aves; Accipitriformes; Accipitridae.